Messenger RNA from Apaloderma vittatum (bar-tailed trogon), 1812 nucleotides. It is a transcript of the gene NCAPH, whose product is annotated as non-SMC condensin I complex, subunit H. Gene Ontology annotation, cellular component: condensin complex. The transcript is spliced from 15 exons. Bases 40 to 1812 code for a protein of 590 amino acids. NCBI's taxonomy places the organism in Eukaryota, Metazoa, Chordata, Aves, Trogoniformes, Trogonidae. Gene Ontology annotation, molecular function: chromatin binding. Gene Ontology annotation, biological process: mitotic chromosome condensation. The record is from RefSeq and is a predicted model, not a curated record.
ACCACGAAGAACGCCUUUGGCUUACACCUGAUCGACUAUAUGACCGAGAUCCUGAAACAGAAGGACACCGAACUGACGAACUUUAAGGUGGCGGCCGGCACGCUCGACGCCAGCGCGAAGAUUUACGCCGUCCGCGUGGACGCGGUCCAUGCGGAUACCUACAAAGUUCUUGGAGGUUUGGGCAAGGACUCGGCCCCUACGAAAAAUGUGGAGAGCCCAGGAGGAGAAGACAGUCCAGCUCCUGAGGCUGUCAAGAGAGCUCAGACGAAGAAAAAACACUCAUUCAAAACCAUCGAGCAGAACUUGAAUAACAUCAACGUGUCGGAGGCGAAUCGCAGAUGUGAGGUUGAUCCCAUGUUCCGGAAAACAGCCGCCUCUUUCGAUGAAUGCAGCACAGCCGGCAUUUUCCUCACGGGCCUGCGGACCCAAAGCUGGCACAGCGAGCUCCUCUUUGACUCCAAGAUCGUGCCUCUCCCUUCUUCGGAGACGCUCACGCUGCCAAACUCCGAUCCCGUCAAAGUGGUGGAUUUAAAGCCCCUGCUAGCGCAAUGCGUUGAAAAACGCCUCAUCUGCUCUUCGCUGGCUGGUUUCCAGUUUACAAAGUGGGACAGCGAAUCCCACGACGAGUCGGUGUCAGCCCUGUUGGAUAAAUUUAAGAAGAGCGACCAGGUGUUCGAUAUCAAUGCGGAGAUCGACAGCGAUGCGGACGACUGUGCUCCCAGCCUGCCAGAGAACGACUUCAACUCGGAUUCCCCGAGGAACGCGGUAGUAGACAAGAUCGGGGAAUUCACAGAAAACAUCGACUCCUUUGGAACAGUCCAUGAGAGCAAGAGAACGCUUCCUUUUGGAGAAGGAGACAUCGGGAGCAUGUGCCUUCAUCUCUCCAUGAAACCAGGGGAAUACUCUUACUUCAGUCCCCGAGUUCUGUCGAUGUGGGCCGGCCCAGAGCACUGGCGCUUCAAACCUCGGCACAAACCGGAUGCGGACUCUGAAAGAGAGAGCAGGAAAAGGAACGCAAAGAAAGCAUUCGAACUGAACUUUGAUGAAGACAUUGACUUUGAGGUGCAUUUCCGUAAGACCAAGGCAUCUGUGACUCUAGCCAAAUCCAUCCUGGAAAGUCAGAACCUAAGGAGCACCACGCUUCCCGCAGACUUCAACUACGACCCUAGCAACAUCCUCCAGCUCUUCCUCAAACCAGCUAUUAAGCUCUGCAGGACGUCUGAGCCAAGAAGCUCGUUGAAUCACGAAGAUGAGAUCGGCAAGUACGAUUACAACAACCCAAACGACACCUCCAAUUUCUGCCCUGCGUUGCAGGCCGCAGACAGCGAUGAUGACAACGACCCCAUGCAAUUCGUGGGCCUGACGGGAGAGUUCAACCUUACUGCCUACCCCGAGGGUCAAGACGCCGAGCUCAACGGCGUCACCGGCGACGUCAAUAUCACAACAUACGGGGAGCAGAACCUCGUCGCUGAGCCCCAGAAGGUCAAUAAGAUAGCCAUUCAGUAUGCAAAGACAGCCAAGAAAAUGGACAUGAAGAGGCUGAAGAAAAACAUGUGGGACCUCCUGACUGACAGACAGGACAAAGAAACGACGGAAGAUGCAGAGAAAGAGAAGGACGUGUCAAUGGUAGCGGGAGAGAAGGUCUUCAGCAGCAUCACGAAGGAGCUGCUUCACAGGCUGCCUGCUGCGAUGGCUAACAAUCUGUCAGUCCCCUUGGCCUUCGCUUGCCUCUUGCACCUGGCAAAUGAGAAGAAUCUGAAGCUGGAGGGCACGGAGGACCUGUCUGAUGUCCUAGUGAAACAAGGCAACUGA